This is a messenger RNA of Paramecium tetraurelia, 2220 nucleotides long. RefSeq lists its product as uncharacterized. The transcript has 6 exons. NCBI's taxonomy places the organism in Eukaryota, Ciliophora, Oligohymenophorea, Peniculida, Parameciidae. Gene Ontology annotation, biological process: protein phosphorylation. The record is from RefSeq and is a predicted model, not a curated record. Gene Ontology annotation, molecular function: ATP binding; protein binding; protein serine/threonine kinase activity.
AUGAAUAUUAACAGUAAUAGCAAGCCAAGUCUUUAAGAAUAUCUUGAUAAAUUAAAGCAAAUCCAAGAUGCAAACAAUAGGAGACUAAGUUAAGCAAAAUCCCAAACUAAUGCCUCAAAAAUAAUGACUCCUAAGACAACUUCACAAUUAAAAUAGCAAACAAAAUUAUCUACUGAUCGCUCUCACUCUUAACAUAAGUUGGUGCCAUUUUUUUAGAAUAGGAAAGUGUCGAGCUCAAAGAGAUAAACUAGUUAGGCUGAUGAACCGAAAAUACCUAUCUCUAUUUCUGGUAUAACAAAAACAGUAGAAGCAACAUCUCCAAGAACGGGUGAGUUGGAAGAUAUAAAAAAAUAAUUAAAUUAAUGGUUCAUUAAGGAGAGUAAGAACAAUAAUACUGGUGGAUGUCUCUAAUUAUUGGAACCAACAUUAGUUCAUAAUAUUUUAAAAUUACCUCCCAGACAGAAGAUCAAUUCAGAACUCAGAGCAUCUCUUUCAGCUAAAGACAUGUUGGAUAACACAGCACUUCAUUAUGCAGCCAAAAAUGGGAAUGCUUAAUUAACAUCUGCAUUAAUAUUUAAGUAAAUUGCUAUCGAUGCAUAAAACAAAGAUCACAUGACCCCAUUAAUUUUAGCUGCCUUAAAUGGAUAAGAUGAAGUCUUGAUGAUAUUGAUGAAUGCAGGUUCAGACAUCAAUCACUAAGAUUCUUUUGGAAACACAGCAUUACAUUAUGCUUGUAAAUAGAAUCAUAAAACAGUCGUUUAGUUGUUAUUGAAAAGACAAUCAAUUUAGUUUAAAAUCAACAAAGAACAUAAAACUGCUGAAUAGUAUGCAUAAAAUGAGGAAGUCCAACCUAUGUAAAUCUAUUUGUUAAUCUUAAUUUAAGAAUAGAAAAUGAAUAUGGUCUAAAUAUAGAAUACUUAAAAUGAUGUCAUUCUUAAAAUGUUUUAAUUUAAAAGAGGAUAGAUGAAUUAAUAAUAAUAAUAAUAAUAAUAACAAUAAUAACAAUAAUAGUAAUAAUAUUAAGGAAUUUAAUAAUAAACCUAACAAAAUUUUGCUUAAACUCCAACUCAAUUAAAUAGUUAUUCAUGCAAAAAUUUAAAUGUUGUAAACAAACAAUCAUCUUCUCCAAACAAUAGAACUUAAUAAGAAAUUAAAUAAGAGAGAUUAAAUAAGAUAAACUCAACUCAUUCUGCUAAAUAAUAGUUAACAAAUACUGUUUCCACAAACUCUGAUUCUAUUAAGAAUAAGGAAGAAGAGAAGAUUGGACCUUAGUAAUUCCAAGUGAUUGGAUUAAUCGGAAAGGGUAGUUUUGGAGAAGUUUAUUUAGUAUAGAAAAGCAAUUAGUUAUAUGCAAUGAAAGUGCUUCAUAAAAGCAGGAUCAUGAAACAUAAUUUGACCAGAUAUGCUUUAACGGAAAGGAAUGUAUUGUCAAUAACCUCUCAUCCCUUCAUAGUUAAAUUAAGAUUUGCAUUCCAGACUUAGGAUAAAUUGUUCAUGAUUUUAGAUUAUUGUCCAGGAGGGGAUUUGGGAGAAGUCUUAUAAAAAUAGAAGAGACUCCCUGAAAACAUAGUGAAGAAUUAUUUAUGUGAAAUUGUUUUAGCCUUAGAAGAUUUACAUAAACGAGAUAUUAUAUUUAGAGAUUUGAAACCUGAUAAUAUUGUUUUGGAUACCGAAGGUCAUGCUCUUUUGACAGAUUUUGGAUUAUCAAAGGAAGGUAUCUUAGAACCUAAUACUGGUGCUCGUUCAUUUUGUGGAUCAGUUGCAUAUUUGGCACCAGAAAUGCUGAAGAGAUCUGGUCAUGGAAAAGCCGUUGAUUGGUAUUUAUUAGGAGUAGUGAUGUAUGAACUAUUGGUUGGAUUGCCUCCUUACUAUGCUAACAAUAGAGAGGAAUUGUUUUAUAAUAUUGAAAAUGCUUAACUCAAAAUACCUUCAUAUAUUUCUAAUGAGGCUAAAAAUCUAUUAAAAGCAUUAUUAUAACGAAAUCCAGCCAAGCGUCUAGGUUCGGGCAAAGGAGACUCAGAAGAAAUCAAGGCACAUCAAUAUUUCUAGGAUGUUAAUUGGGAAGUUGUCUACAAUAGAGAGUUGACAAUGCCUAAGCCAAACAGGAAAAUUAGAAUCAAUACUAAAAUUGAUGGAAAUGUGUUUGAUAUGCAAAGUAUAGUAGAGGAAUCCAAAGCACAUUUAGGAGGAUGGACUUUUGUUAAUAAUGAUGAGUUAUGA